AUGGAUCUUGAGGAAGGCGUACCUGUUGUCUGUGACAAUGGUUCUGGAAUGGUUAAGGCUGGAUUUGCUGGAGAUGAUGCACCCAGAGCUGCAUUCCCAAGCAUCAUAGGCAGACCAAGACACAGUGGAGUCAUGGUGGGUAUGGAGAUGAAGGAUGCUUAUAUUGGUGAUGAGGCUCAGUCAAAAAGAGGUAUACUUUCAUUAAAGUAUCCAAUUGAGCAUGGUAUAAUCUCAAACUGGGAUGACAUGGAGAAAAUUUGGCAACACACAUUUUGUAAUGAGCUUAGAGCAGAUUCAGAGUUGCACCCAAUUCUUCUUACAGAAGCCCCUUUAAAUCCAAAGGCAAACAGAGAAAAGAUGACUGAGAUUAUGUUCGAGACUUUUAAUGUGCCUGCUAUGUAUGUAGCCAUUCAGGCUAUACUGUCCUUGUAUGCCAGUGGCAGGACAACUGGUGUUGUUUUAGAUUCAGGGGAUGGGGUUACUCACACUGUACCAAUUUAUGAAGGAUAUUCCCUUCCUCAUGCCAUUCUCAGGUUGGAUCUUGCUGGGCAAGAUUUGACAGACUGGUUGAUGAAGAUCCUGACUGAGAGAGGACACUCAUUCACAACAACUGCAGAAAGAGAAAUUGCUCGUGACAUGAAAGAGAAGCUUUCAUAUGUAGCACUAGACUAUGAGCAGGAGCUUGAGACAGCAAAACAAAGCUCCUUAAUUGAGAAGAGUUAUGAGCUUCCUGAUGGGCAGGUUAUAACAAUUGGCAAUGAAAGAUUUAGAUGCCCUGAGGUCUUAUUUCAGCCCUCUUUUGUUGGAAUGGAAGCUGGAGGUAUUCAUGAGAUGACCCACAAUGCAAUCAUGAAAUGUGACAUUGAUGUAAGGAAGGAGUUGUUUGCAAAUGUGGUUCUGAGUGGGGGAUCCACCAUGUUUCCUGGUAUUGCUGACAGAGUUAACAAGGAGAUGACUGCUCUAACUCCCAAUGGCUUGAGAAUCAAAGUUAUUGCACCUCCUGAGAGGAAAUAUAGUGUUUGGAUUGGUGGCUCCAUUUUGGCAUCUCUUAACACAUUCCAACAGAUGUGGAUAACAAAGGCUGAGUAUGAAGAGUCAGGUCCAUCAAUUGUUCACAGGAAGUGUUUCUAA
Molecule: messenger RNA, 1131 nt
Organism: Cryptomeria japonica (Japanese cedar)
Lineage: Eukaryota; Viridiplantae; Streptophyta; Pinopsida; Cupressales; Cupressaceae
Product: actin-100-like
Exons: 4
Coding region: 1-1131 (376 amino acids)
Source: RefSeq, a predicted model, not a curated record